CUUUUUAUCGAUAGUUUUAGAAGCAAUUCAAUAUUAAUUCUUCAAAAGGGCUAAUGAGAUUUUUGUAAACAAACUUCUUUCGCUCAUUACUCUGCUGCCGAGUUGAAUUUCUUGAAAAAUACACUUGAAUCAACACAUUUACCCUUGGUAGAAUCGAUUUCAAAUGUUUUCUGUGUUGAAAUUAUAACAAAAUAAGAGAUAUCAGCAAAAUAAAACAAAAUACAAAUGGUUUUGGGGAACUCUCUAAGCUGAUAUUUGUCAUGGAAGAUUCAACGUUCCGUAUCAGGUACCAAAAAUACAAGUGCAAGGUAAAACUAUGGGAGAAAGAUUUCCGCAAAAAACAUGGACGAAUUCCUUCCAAGCAUGAUAUUCGGGACUCUUCGACGGAUGUGCGAGAUGCCUAUAGAAUGUACUACAAACUUAAAACAUCACUGUUGGAAAACACUUUACAAGAUGCACUGGAUGAUGAUGAAGAUUUUGAUUGUUCUCUAGUGUCGCAAAUGGAAUCGAGUCUUUCACAGGAGUGUCUCGUCGAAGAAAACUUUUCAAAUUUAAGUGAAUUGAAGUCGGCAAAUGUAUCUAUCAGUAAUCUACUCACAGAUCAGAUUGCAGGAAAGGUGACAGUGUUUGAAGCGGAGCACGAGUUGGAGCAGAAUACUAAAGCAUGGGGCAAGGAACUGAACAAGAAGAAAAUGACACCAAACCUAUCGAUGGAGAAAACUCCCGUAAAACUUAAAAUAAAAGCUCCCACAAAACUGUUGAUGGGUACUACUAGAAUGCUUCCAAAGAGGAAUCCCCGCAAAUCUCUUUCCAGUCAUCUUUCCAAUAGUUCUUUGUCGAUGUCAACUGCAAGUUUGAAUUUAUCAGUCACGCCAGACUGGAAGGAAGCUCUUCCUGAUCUGGAAACAUUGUUAAACGAAAAAUCAAAACAAGCUCAAGAAACGUCACCGAUUCAGAGUACUGGACUGAAACAGCAAUCGAAAGAGCCACUGAAUCAAUUGGAUGAGGGUUGGCUUUCUCGCCAAACAUCGGAUGCAGAAACAGUUACUCCGGUGGCUAGCAGUUCUCGAACCAAAAAGUAUGGACUGAGUAACAUCAGCUUGCCCUCGUUGAAUAGUUCGGUUACGGCGACCGUUGAUACAUCGAACAGCUUUGGUAUUUCUGCUUUAAGCAUGAAUUCAUUCAGCGAAGUAGCUAGUGCGCAUAUCGUCGCCAAAACUACAGCUUAUGAUCGAUCGAUCCACCCGGAUUCUGAUGAGGUGGUGGAGAAUAGCGAGGAUGAAUCCGGGCGCAACGAUACGCUUAUUGCCAGCAGUGUUCGUCAUGUUGUCAAAAAGAGAAAGGUGUUUUCCAACACCAAUAUAAAAUCAGACGAAGGUGACGUUAAUGCGAUUGAAGCAGUCAAAAAGGAUCUGCUGGAGCCAAAGGAAAAUGAUGGAGUUGAAAACCAGAAUCCUGAAAAUAAUGUCGAGCAAAAGACUAUUUUGCCGCGAGCACGUAGGAAAGCUCCUGUAGCUAAAUUGAAAAAAGUGAAAAAGAUACCAGUGUCUAAGAAUCCCACCAGGAGAAUUCUAACGCGCGCUCGCAAAACGGUUAGUUAUACGCACGCCAUUAGUGAAGAUGAAGCAUCCCGAGAUCCGUAUGAAAACUUGGACGAUGAGGACAAGGACCCUGAUUUCAUAACCGAUAAAAAAGAUUAUUCGGCCGAGAGAGACGAGUUCGACGAAAGCAACAACGAUGUAUCCGAUGCCCCGGCUGUCAAACACACGUUGGCCAAAACUAGCAAUAAAGAGUCGAAAACAACUCGUAAAUCCAGAGCUACGGCCAAGAAUGUAACAACAGUCUCGCCAGUGGGUGGUCGGAAACGACGUUCAGGGAGUGUCAAAAAAAGUCCAGCUUCUCCUCGAAUCGGCGGAAAUACUGGAAAGGGUAGAAAAAAAGUUGGUAGGUCUAAGAAAGAGAAAUCAGUAGCUCCAGAAGAUCUGCCAAAGCCGGAAGAAGAUUUCAAUGAGUAUGUUUUGGAGUUCGGCAUUGAAAGUUUGAGUAAUGUUCCUCGAAUUGAUAUAGGAGAACUGAAGAAAAGUACAGAAACUAUCAAGGAAUUUAUUCAGGGUGUUCCAGCAAAGAAAGUCGGUUCGAGAAGAAAAAAUGAUGAAGUGGAGUCGGCGAAUGCAGCCGCUUUGAGGAAAAAGGUCGCGGCCGGAAAGUUAAACGAGAACUUCGUCAGAGUUGAUCUUAAGAAGAAAGUUUUCGUAAGAGGUAAAAAAACUAUUAAUUAUAGCAGGUACAAGAAAUCGUUGUGGAAAAAGAAGAAGGUAGCUUCUCUCGCCGGGCCGGAUAUGGAUAUGGGAGGAUGCGACGGAGGUGUACUCACCUGCUUUCAGUGUGGUGGGGUUGGUCAUAUGGCACGAAGUUGUAAGGUGAAAGGUGAGAAUCUACUUCCACUGGAUGCAGUUGUAGAAGAGGAGUCCCCAUUCCCUACGUUGGAAGAAGCAGAUUCGAUGGCCAAGGCGAAAUCCUUGGUGGUUCAUGCCAAUAAAAUUGAAAAUCUUCCUGUUGUCGAUAAUCCACUGUGGAAAGAAGAUUCCGUCAGUACCGUUGAAACCACCGCAAUAAGUAAUGUUGACGAAGAUUACGAGGAUCUACCACCGAAAACCCAGCAUACUACCUAUAUUGGACACGCCAUACCGGACGAUUUUAUCAAGAAGUCCGGAAUUCUAGAAUACACUGUUGGCAACAAGGAUCAAAUUGAGCCGAUUACUCAGUUGCUGUCGGAUGGGUCUCUACCACCGACACCAAACGAGAUAUUUGAUGCGCUACGCAUGUUUGGUCAUACUCAGUUCCGUGCCGGGCAGGAGCGUGCUAUAAUGCGGGUUCUCAGUGGAAUUUCAACGUUAGUCACGUUGAGUACCGGUUCCGGUAAAUCGCUUUGUUAUCAGUUACCCGCGUAUAUUUAUCGUAAGCACAGGAAAUGCGUCGUUUUGGUUAUUUCACCACUUGUUUCUCUGAUGGAAGAUCAAGUACACGGAGUUCCGGACUUUUUGAAUGCGCAAUGUUUGCAUACUAAUCAAACUCCCAAGGUCCGCGAAAAAACUAUGGCUGCCAUCGCAUCUGGAGAGCUAGAUGUGCUUCUGAUAUCACCGGAAGCCGUUGUAUCUGGGGAAAAAUCGACGGGAUUUGGUUCUCUAUUACGACAACUACCUCCGAUCGCGUUUGCGUGCAUAGAUGAAGCACAUUGUGUUUCUCAGUGGAGCCACAAUUUUCGGCCUAGUUAUCUGAUGAUAUGCAGGGUGCUGAAAGAAAAGCUUGGCGUUCGCACGAUUCUUGGUUUAACAGCUACUGCCACUUAUCAAACGAGGCAUAGUAUCGUGGAACACUUGGGCAUCCCGGACGGUACAAAUGGCAUUAUUAGCGAUAUUCCUCUGCCGGAUAACUUGAUUCUCACGGUAUCGAAGGACCCCAACAGGGAUGCAGCUCUACUAAAUUUGCUACGAUCGGAUCGGUUUAGUGUAUUACACUCAAUCAUCGUCUACUGUACCCGGCGAGAUGAGUGUGAGCGGAUUGCAGGUUUCCUUCGAACUUGCUUUCAGGAGACGCAGAGAGCGGAAAUGGAGAGUACCGCCAGCAAGAAACGCAAGAGAUUAAACUAUACGGCCGAACCGUAUCACGCUGGAUUGCCGUCGUAUAGGAGAAAAACCAUUCAGAAUGCGUUUAUGAGCGGCGAUUUACGAAUAGUGGUAGCUACGAUCGCUUUCGGAAUGGGAAUCAAUAAAUCAGACAUCCGAGCGAUCAUUCACUACAACAUGCCGAAAAAUUUCGAAAGUUAUGUGCAGGAAGUCGGUCGCGCUGGUCGCGAUGGGGAAAUUUCUCAUUGUCAUCUAUUUUUGGAUAAUAAAGGAAACGAUAAAAAUGAGUUGAAGAGGCAUAUCUAUGCGAAUUCAAUUGAUCGGCACGUCAUCAGAAAAUUGUUGCAGAAAAUUUUCGUUCCGUGCGCUUGCGUGAAAAAUUUCAAGGAUGAGAAGUUUUCCGAAGAACAUCAAAAACAAAUAGAAUCACUAAAGGAUAUCGAUUGGUCCGACGAGUUCCACGAUACACUUGGGGACAAGGUAAACUCUUUGAACAAUGUUCAAAAGAAACGAAUCUGUCCCGGACACGAGGUAUGUUUCUCAAUAGAAUCAACCGUUCGUCAGCUUGAUAUCCCGGAGGAGAAUAUUUCAACGCUCUUGUGUUAUCUAGAAUUGCAUAAGGAACGUUAUAUUCAGGUACUGAGUCGGGCAUACCUUAUGUGCAAAGUGAUGUCCUAUGCUGGACCAAGAGCUCUCAGAGCUGCCGCGAAGCAGUGUCCUCCAUUGGCGAUGGCGAUAGCUCUGGACUCGAAAAAAGGAAUUUCACAUGAAACGGCCACCUAUAUUGAAUUUCCCGUGAUAGAUGUUGCUGCUUCUAUCGGGUGGGACAGUGGUGUCGUCAAGUUUCAGUUAAAAAAUCUCGAGUGGACCGUCGAAAACAACAUCCGUAAGCGCACCGCGAUUAGCGUUAGCUUUUCAGAUUUGGGCUUUCGUAUGCGUGCCCCAGGAGAUUUAACGGACGAUGAAUUGGAUACUAAUCUAGACUCGUUGUACGCACGCGUCACUAACCAGGAAAAAACUCAACUCAUACAGUUGCAGAGCGUUUUCUCCGCUCUUUCUUCAGUAGCCUUUCAAACGUAUGUGCCGGUUAGUAGAAGUGAUUGUCCUGAAGGCCCUUCACACAAGCUGAAGAAAAUUAUUCGAGAGUAUUUUCAGACAGAUAUCACAAAUGAAAAUAUAGAGUUGAUUCCGGAGGAUGAUGAUACUCCCGAUACUCAGUUGAUGAGUGAUAUCCGUACCCUGAUUCAGCGCUAUCCAGAAAAUAACUUUAGUGGAAGGACAGUAGCCAGAAUAUUCCAUGGCGUACAAAGCCCAAAUUAUCCAGCGGUCAUUUGGGGCAGGUGCAACUUUUGGCGGGCUCAUACCAGUGCCGAUUUCAAUCGGAUAGUUCGUCUAGCCAACGCUGAAAUUGUGCGCAUGCGUACGUAGUGAAACUACCUGAUAAAAUAAGUUAAUUCCCGAUACAAUUGUAACAAGGCAAAAGUUCGAAUUGAUUAUAAUA
Molecule: messenger RNA, 5127 nt
Organism: Topomyia yanbarensis
Lineage: Eukaryota; Metazoa; Arthropoda; Insecta; Diptera; Culicidae
Product: ATP-dependent DNA helicase Q4-like
Exons: 10
Coding region: 261-5054 (1597 amino acids)
Biological process (GO): double-strand break repair via homologous recombination
Cellular component (GO): cytoplasm; nucleus; chromosome
Molecular function (GO): ATP binding; four-way junction helicase activity; nucleic acid binding
Source: RefSeq, a predicted model, not a curated record